Messenger RNA from Anopheles coluzzii, 3811 nucleotides. RefSeq lists its product as uncharacterized. The record is from RefSeq and is a predicted model, not a curated record. The transcript is spliced from 2 exons. NCBI's taxonomy places the organism in Eukaryota, Metazoa, Arthropoda, Insecta, Diptera, Culicidae. Bases 314 to 1309 code for a protein of 331 amino acids.
GCUAGAAUUCCAGCACGUUUCCAUGCCGUCCCUACGUGCUGAGCUCUUCCCGUUUCACUCGCAGCUACUCAGGGAAUCCCGGUUGGUUUCUCUUCCUCCCCUUAUUAAUAUGCUUAAAUUUAGGAGGUAGUCACACAUCACUUGAGGCCUACGUGGUGUAACCGAGACGUAAGUAUUACAGCUACCCACCCAAAAACUCGCGGUGACCCAAAAACUCGCGCAUAUUUCGCAUUUCGGAUCGCGUCUGAGUUCACGCGUCCUGACCGCCAUCGCUCUUGUUGCUGCAACGACAACCUGCACCGUUUCCCGUAGAAUGGCCCGUAUUUGCAACGCCUGCACUAUGGAAAUUGCGGAGGCAUCUAUCAGCUGCUGCCUGUGCGACUCCCCAUUUCAUCAGCGCUGCACUUCGGUUCCCGCUGAUCUGUUCCUGCGCAUUUCGGAAUAUAAACAAUUACACUGGUGCUGUAUUGGCUGCAACAACGUCUUCAUGAAUCCGCGCACCAAGUUCGUAAAAGACGCAGCCAUGCAAUCUGGGUUCCAGGCGGCAAUAACGACAGUAGCCGAAAGCAUCAAGACCGUUAUGGAGCCAUUGACUAACGAAAUUAAAACUGGGUUUGCACGGAUGAGCCAACUUGACCUAAAAACUCCACGUAGCAGUCACCCUCCCGCAAAAAUUCGUCGCAUAAAUCCAUCCAAACGUUUGUUUUCCGAUGUCAUUAAGGACAAUCACGCAUUGUUUACAUUCGGUGCUACGAGCAAUCAAAGAAAUAGCCAAAACAACAAUACGAAGCGAACUGACGAUGUUCAACGCAAAACUCAUGCACCACCUGUGAUAACUGGCACAAAAAAGGAUAUAGCAGCAUUUCCAAUCAAAAUAGUACCCGCUCAUUCCGCGGUGCAAAAAUGCGCGUUGUAUAUUUCCCGGCUCUCUCCCGAUACAACCAGUGACCAAAUUGUACAAAUGGUCAAACAAGCUUUAUCCAUUGACGAUGCUACAGCAUACUGUCUUAUUCGCCAGGGUACAAAUACGGCUACACUCUCAUUCCUGUCGUUUAAAGUGUUAGUGCCUUUAUCACUACGUGACAAGGCUCUUUCCCCUGACACCUGGCCUCUUGGCCUAUCAGUACGUGAAUUCAUUGACUACCGAACUCAACAGCCGAGUGCAAAUUUUCGUAUACAACCGCCAAUGGGUCUCUCCACCCCUACAACUUUGCCUACGGUGCUAAAUAUUCGGUCACCGCCACUGCUGGAUCACACAAUUUUAUCGGCACACACUCCACGCACAUCACCAACACCGCAAACCCACUAAUAUUCACCGGUAUUCAGUCCACGCACAUCGCGCACACUUACAAUCACACAAAUCAUCCUGACACGUCUCAAGAAACGAAGAACACCGGCGCUGAAACAACGUUAGUAAAUAAUAAUUGCACUUACCAGACGAUUGUUUUUCCUACAACAAACAAUAUUUUUUCGACUGAGGCAGUGCUUGACGAAAGGCGCACGCAACUUAAUGAUCGUGAAACCAAAACAAACCAUCGCCAAAGAACGGACACUACACUCACACAAUCGCACGGCUAUCAUGUCAAUCCUACAGGGGUCGCCUGCCGUAAUAAUACUGACGAAUUAUUGUUCCUGUACCAAAACGUUAGAGGAUUGAAAUCUAAAUGCAAUCAAGUAUUUGACUAUGUUUCUACAACCCACUAUGACGUUAUUAUCCUGACUGAAACAUGGUUGGAUUCAACGAUUGAUUCCUCGGAAUUGUUCCCGGUUAAUUAUACAGUGUAUAGAACAGACCGCAGCAGCAAAAAUAGUAAAAAAUCAAUCGGUGGCGGGGUUCUCAUUGCCGUUGCUUCACACCUACGUACAAUACUUUGUCCUACACAGGAUACCGUUGAGCAACUCUGGGUAAGAGUUUAUGGUAAUAAACGUACUUUUAUCACGGGUGUAGUGUACAUUCCUCCAGAUUUAGUAAACAACACUACUACCAUGCAAACUAUCUGCUCCACCAUAGAUAAUAUUGCUUGUGCAACCACCGAUACGUUUCUCCUAUUCGGGGACUUUAACUUCCCCAAUCUUUCCUGGAACACCGAUGAUUCUAACGUUCCUGCACUGCGAAUCAAUUAUGAGAAUUCACGAAUUACGGACAACUGCCGCUCUUUGCUUGACUGCAUCUAUAGUAAUGGGCUUUCUCAGAUCAACUUUAUACCUAAUGCAUCGAAUAACAUUCUCGAUCUCAUAAUUGUCUCUGACGAGAUCCUACAUUAUUGUGCCCCACCGGUGGUGUCUCCUUUCCCUAUGGUUGCCGUUGAUGUUCAUCAUCCUCCUGUUGAACUACACUUAACUGGUGCUGGCAAUACAGCUCGUUCCUGGCGUUCUACCUCACCAAACCGUGAGUCCGGCACACGUAACUACAGGCGAACUAACUUUAUCCGUCUAGCUGAACUGCUUCAAUCUACUGACUGGUCUUUCCUGGAAGGUAAUCCGGAUGUUAACUCAGCAUUGGAACUAUUUAACACAACACUACUGGCGCUUAUAUCUGAUUGCUGUCCUCUAAUGCCACCGCGUCGCAGUCCACCAUGGUCUGAUGCACGUUUACGCCGUCUAAAGCAAAACAAAGCGUCAUGCUUUCGCUUUUACAGUACAAAUGGUACACAACACUCCAAAUUAAGGUUCAUUGCUGCCCAUAAUGUAUAUAGAAGCUAUAACAGACAACUUCAUACUAAUUAUCUCAUUCGAGUGAAAUUCUCGCUCAUCAGACACCCAACACGAUUCUGGAGGUAUGUUGAAUCAAAACGCGGUAACAGCUCGCUCCCCGAUGUUCUCACAUAUAACAACGUCUCCACAAGCAGUAAGGAAGGCAUGUGCAACUUAUUUGCUGAUCGUUUCAAGGACUGCUUUACUACGGAUGAUGCAAGCUUAUCAUUAGAAGCAGCUUUAAAUAAUGUGCCCCGUGAUGUUGUUGACAUUGAUGUACGCGAUAUUAUUAUCUCGGUAGAUACUGUACUACGUGCUCUGCAGCAGGUCAAAACCUCAUACAACCCUGGACCCGAUGGUAUUCCUACGGCAAUCCUUGCCAAAUGCCGCGAAUUUUUAGCAGAGCCUCUGUCUCAAAUCUACCAACUCUCUUUUGCACAAAGUACUGUACCCACGGCCUGGAAAUCCUCUGUGAUGUUUCCGGUGUACAAAAAAGGAGAUAAAAACUCUGCUGAGAACUACCGCGGUAUAACCACCUUGCCUUCUUGUGCCAAGGUGUUUGAGAUCGUCAUACAAAACUCGCUAAUGUAUCACUGUCGUUCUUAUAUUUCUACACGCCAGCAUGGUUUCUUUCCUCGACGCAGUGUUACCACAAACCUGGUGGAAUUCGUCUCCAACUGCCACGCAGCCUUUACUUCCGGAGCUCAGAUGGAUGCAGUAUACACUGAUCUUAAGGCUGCGUUUGAUCGUGUGAACCAUCGCUUGCUGUUGGCUAAGCUCGCCCGGAUCGGUCUCUCUACUCCGCUGGUGAAUUGGUUCAGGUCCUAUAUCUCUGAACGUAGCUACUACGUACAAAUCGAUGGUGUCUCCUCUAAGGUUUUCGAGAGUUCAUCUGGCGUCCCUCAGGGCAGCAACUUGGGACCACUGCUGUUCUCGCUUUUUAUUAACGACGUCACACUGGCCAUUACGGAAGCAGAUUGUCUGCUUUAUGCGGAUGAUGUUAGGCUGUUUCGUAUCGUACGGAAUACUUCCGACUCUCUUUCACUGCAAAGAUCGAUUGAUGUUUUCUCUGACUGGUGUAUCAACAACGACCUGCUAAUUUCUGUUGAUAAGUGUA